AAACACACACAGAGAGAGAGACAGAGAGAGAGGGGGAGAAACAGAGAGAGAGAGUGAGAGGGGGAGAAACAGUGAGAGAGAGAGAGAGAGAGAGAGAGAGAGAAGAAGGAAAGGAGCGCGAUGAGUUUUUUCGGCUUUGGUCAGAGUGCGGACAUUGAGAUUCUGCUGAACGAUGGCGCGACACGGAGAAAACCUGAGCUCGAGCUCGAAGAAAGUAAAAGGGAGAAAUGCAGCAUCUUCUACGAUGGCGGGACGGUCAGCGGUACCGUGCAGGUCACACUGAAACACCCGGGGAAGAGACUCGAGCAUUACGGCAUCAAGAUCCAGUUCCUCGGCCAGAUCGAGCUGUAUUAUGACAGAGGAGACCACCAUGAGUUUGUCUCGCUGGUUAAGGAUCUGGCCCCACCUGGAGAACUGUCCACCUCCCAGUCCUUCCACUUCGAGUUUUCUCAUGUGGAGAAACCAUACGAGUCCUACACAAGCCAGAACGUGAAACUAAGGUACUUCCUCCGUGCGACCAUAAGCCGCAGACUGAACGACAUCACCAAGGAAACGGACAUCCUAGUGCACACGCUUUGCACGUAUCCCGAGUUAAACACCUCUAUCAAGAUGGAGGUCGGCAUCGAAGACUGUCUGCAUAUCGAGUUUGAGUACAACAAAUCCAAAUAUCACUUGAAAGACGUGAUCGUGGGGAAGAUCUACUUCCUCCUGGUGCGGAUAAAAAUAAAGCACAUGGAGGUGAAUAUCAUCAAGCGAGAGACGACAGGCACGGGGCCCAGCGUGUAUCACGGAAACGAAACCAUCGCCAAAUACGAGAUAAUGGACGGAGCGCCGGUGAAAGGCGAAUCCAUCCCCAUCCGGUUAUUUCUCGCUGGCUACGAGCUGACACCCACCAUGAGAGACAUCAAUAAGAAGUUUUCCGUGCGAUAUUACCUGAACCUAGUCCUGAUCGACGAGGAGGAGAGACGCUACUUCAAACAGCAGGAAAUCACGCUGUGGAGGAAAGGAGACAUCGUAAGGAGGAGUAUGUCCCAACAGGCCAGUAUAGCUGCUCAGAGAUUCGAGGGAUCAAAAGACAAAAGAGCUUCCGUCAAAGAGGACAACAGUUAAUUGGAAGCUAUAUAUAUGUAUAUAGUAUCUUACAAAAGUGAGUACACCCCUCACCCCCUCAGCAACCAUUUUAGUAUUUUCUCAAGGGACAAGACUGUAGAAAUGAUAGUUAGAUAUAUUUUAGAGUAGUCAGUGUGCAGCUUGUAUAGCAGUAUAGAUUUACUGUAAUCUAAAAAUAACUCAACAUACAGCCAUUAUUGUCUAAAUAACUGACAACAAAGGUGAUUACACUCUAAGUGAACAUGUGGAAACUGUGUUCAAAGUGUCUAUAUUUUGUGUGAGCACCACUGUUCUCCAGCACUGCCUUAAUCCUCCUGGGCAUGAAAUUCACCAGAGCUGCACAGGUUGUUGCUGGGAUCCUCUUCCACUCCUCCAUAAUGACAUCACAGACCUGCUGGAUGUUAGAUACAUGCCGCUUCUCUACUUUCCUCUUGAGGAUGCUCCACAGGUGCUCAAUAGUGUUCAGGUCUGAAAACAUACUUGUCCACUCCAUCACCUUCAACUUCCUCAGCAAGGCAGUUGUUAUCUUGGCGGUGUGUUUGAGGUCUUUAUUAUGUUGGAAAACUACUGUUCGGGCCAAGAUUCUGAAGAGAGGGCAUCAUGUUCUGCUUCAGAAUGUCACAGUACAUGUUGGAAUCCAUGUUUCCCUCAAUUUACAUUUACAUUUGUGGCAUUUAGCAAACGCCCUUAUUCAGAGCGACGUACAAAAUGCUUA
Messenger RNA from Silurus meridionalis, 1825 nucleotides. It is a transcript of the gene vps26b, whose product is annotated as VPS26, retromer complex component B. The coding region runs from base 121 to 1110 and encodes 329 amino acids. Gene Ontology annotation, biological process: intracellular protein transport; retrograde transport, endosome to Golgi. Gene Ontology annotation, cellular component: retromer complex; endosome. Lineage: Eukaryota; Metazoa; Chordata; Actinopteri; Siluriformes; Siluridae. The record is from RefSeq and is a predicted model, not a curated record. The transcript has 6 exons.